This is a messenger RNA of Sander lucioperca (pikeperch), 3102 nucleotides long. It is a transcript of the gene rbm28, whose product is annotated as RNA binding motif protein 28. The coding region runs from base 252 to 2579 and encodes 775 amino acids. Gene Ontology annotation, molecular function: RNA binding. The record is from RefSeq and is a predicted model, not a curated record. The transcript has 21 exons. NCBI's taxonomy places the organism in Eukaryota, Metazoa, Chordata, Actinopteri, Perciformes, Percidae.
CCAUUUCCGUUUAGUUUCCAAGAUGGCGGCCCACAUACAUCCAUGAUGUAAACAUGCGAUUUCAUCUUGAAGCUAAUUAUGUUCAUGUUUAACAUUUCUGGAGCAUGUAUUAGUUUCGCCGAUUCGUUUGAUAUCGAAUAGUUUGAUAUUGACAUCCAAUACGGGAUUGUUAACAAUUUAGACAUCAGUUUGUGAGUUGUUACCGAACAUUAGCGAGCUAACAGCUAACGUUAGCUAGGCAGCGGAGAGCCAUGCCAACGCAGACCAUAUUCGUUAGUUCUCUACCAGCUUCAGCUACAAAUGAACGCCUAGAGGAAAUAUUCUCUGAAAUUGGUCCUGUAAAGCAAUGCUUCGUGGUCAGAGAGAAAGGCACAGAAAAAUGUCGGGGAUUUGGCUAUGUCACAUAUUCCAUGCAGGAAGAUGCACAACGAGCCAUGAAAGAAAUAAAAGACUACGACGGAAAGAAACUUUCUAUAUCAGUGGCGAAGAAGAAGAUAAACGACAAAAGGAAAACAGCACCUGAAAAGCCAGCUGCAGCACCAAAGGGAAAUGAGCAGAAAUCCAAAGGCUUCAGGAAAACCCACCUGAAAGCUAGACUCAUCAUAAGGAACCUUAGUUUUAAGUGCUCAGAAGAUGAUCUGAAGCAAGUUUUAUCCGAGUUUGGAACAGUUCUUGAGGCCAACAUUCCCCUCAAACCUGAUGGGAAGAUGCGAGGUUUUGCGUUUGUCCUUUUUAAAAAUGUUUCUGAGGCAGCAAUAGCGCUUAAAGCUAUGAACCUAAAGGAGAUAAAAGGUCGGCAGGUAGCAAUUGACUGGGCUGUGCCUAAGGACAAGUUUAUUGCCACACAGCUGUCCUCAAGUCCAGGAAAUAAGAAUACCGAGGCAACUGCAAAACAGUCAGACAUAAAAAGUGACGAUGAAGAGGAGGAUGAAGAAAAGCCACAAACAGCACCAAAGAAGAAAAAAGUCCCUUCCAAACCAGCUGCGCAACAGGUGGAAGAAUCCCAAUCAGAUGAUAGUGGGGAACAAGACAGUGAGGAGGAGGAGGAGGAUGAUGAUGAUGAUGAUGAUGAUGAUGAUGAUGAGAGGGAGGAUGAUGAUGUGUCCCAGGAGGGAGACGACGACGACGAUAAGAGUAGCCUUGAGUCAAAUGAUGAUCCAGAUGAGAGUCAGGAUGAAGAGGAAGACGAGGAGGAUGAGGACGGCAAAGAAGAUGAUUCAGCUAAAAAGAAAGCCUCAAAGAAACUUCUCCCUUCAGAUGUGAAAGAGGGCAGAACGAUUUUCAUCAGGAACCUGUCCUUUGACACGGAGGAAGAUGGUCUGGAGGAAGUUCUCCUGAAGUACGGAGAACUUAACUACAUAAAGGUUGUUCUCCACACAGACACAGGACAUUCGAAAGGUUGUGCAUUUGCUCAGUUUAAGACUAAAGUGGCUGCAGACAAAUGCAUAGCUGCGGCACAGGAUGAGGCAGAGAAUGGUGGCAUCCGUGUAGAUGGCAGAAAGCUGUUGAUUGUGUCAGCGGUGAGCAGAGAGGAUGCUUCCAAGCUGAAAGUGAACAAAGUGAAAGUAGAAACCGGCACCAGGAACCUGUACCUGGCCAGAGAGGGAUUGAUCCGUGCUGGAACCAAGGCUGCAGAGGGCGUGCCUGAAGCAGACAUGAUCAAGAGAACCAGAUUUGAAGAAAUAAAGAGGACCAAGCUUCGGGACAUUAGUGUGUUUGUGUCAAAGACUCGUCUGUGUGUCCAUAACCUGCCCAAGUCAGCGGACAGUAAAAAACUCAAAGCACUUUGCCUCCAAGCAGUAAAAGGAAGCAAGGGAGUCCGCAUCACAGAGUGUCGGGUGAUGUAUGACAAGAAGCCAGAGAAGAAUCAGGUGAUGGGGCAAUCGUUGGGUUAUGGCUUUGUCCAGUUCCAGGACCAUGAACAUGCUCUCAGCACACUUCGUUACCUUAACAACAACCCUGACAUCUUUGGCCCACUCAAGAGACCUAUCGUUGAGUUCUCCCUGGAGGAUUCAAGGAAACUGAAAAUAAAAGAAUUGCGACACCAAAAAAACAUGGAAUUCUUCAAAAAUCGGCCUUUUAAAGGAGGAUCGAAACCUCAGCCCCAGACAGCUGGAGAUGGAAAAGGACCCAGGAACGGGGGAAAUGAAGCACAGUCCUCAUCAGAGCAGACAGGAACAGAGAGAGCUCCUUCUCAAAGCCAGAAACAAGGCAGCCGCUAUUUGGGCUUCCAGACCAAACCUGAAGUUGAGCAUGUGGAUUUGGAGAACGGAAAGAAACGAAAGAAGGUUCUUACAUUUCCUACCCAUCGGGGACCUAAGAUCAGAAUGCGUGACAAGGGAAAGCAACAGGCCCCGCCACCCAAGAAAGCAAGGCCUGGAUCCAACAGGAAGGAUCGUCAAAGACAACAGAUGGAAAAGCCCACACGUCCCAGAAACCAGGUUAACGCAGCAAAGAAGCAGUUCAAGAGAAGGGACGGGGACCGUUUUGACAGCCUGGUGGAGCAGUACAAGAAGAAACUGAUGGGUAACCGUGACAAGAGCACCAAUGUCAAAAGAAACAAGUGGUUUGAUAGCUAAUGCUGUGUGUGUAUGUCGGUGUCUGUAUGUGUGAGUGAGAAAAUGUUUUGAAAUCUUUUGUUUAUGGCUACCACAACAGAGGUCCUCUUUAAUCGACAUUCUGAGGUUGUACAAUGGUUCUCAUAAAUGUGUCAAGUUGUACAGUAUACGCCCAUGUGUGAAACUUUACUGUCACUUAACUUCAUUCAUCCUGUUCCUGCAUUUCUUUUAUCCAUGCUCAUGUUUGUUUUUUACGACUAAAACAAACUGAAUAAUGUAAAAAAUAGUUUUCAUGUACUUUGGCUUUUUAUGAAAAUAUAUUAAAAACCCUUGAAUUUGUAUUUGAUAAUCUUUAUAUUUUAGUCUGAAAUCCAUAUUUGUUAGAUUCACAGAUGUCAGUUUGUUAUGACAGUUUCCAUUACAUUCACUGUUUUUAAUACUAGUUUUAAACCAAGUUAAUCAUAAGCUGAUAGCUCCGGAUAAACACUUCCCACUCAUGAACCUUGAAUACAAGUAAACACCCACAAAUGACAUUGUAUAUUGA